This is a messenger RNA of Gavialis gangeticus (Gharial), 2739 nucleotides long. RefSeq lists its product as uncharacterized. NCBI's taxonomy places the organism in Eukaryota, Metazoa, Chordata, Crocodylia, Gavialidae. The coding region runs from base 8 to 1630 and encodes 540 amino acids. The record is from RefSeq and is a predicted model, not a curated record. The transcript has 15 exons.
CAGCAAGAUGCUACUGGAUCAAGAAAAAAGGAAAGCUAGCAUCAUAGCUUCUCUGCAGGCACUGGGACAGGAUUCUACAAAAGGGAGAAAGAGUAAGAAUUCCAGAAGAAAGAUGAUCUCAGAUUUAAGUCCUUCUCUGUGUCAUUGCCUGCCUCCUGGGAAACUUAUGCCUGGAUCCAACUUCAGUGAUGGAGUCCACUGGAAGAGAAAUCUCCCCGCAGGACCAUCCGCUCUGGGAAGACGGAAGCUGACAAAUCUGGGAAAAAAGCCUCACGUUCCUAAGGGCAGAGGAUACAGCACAUGGACACCCUCCCAAUUUCUGCAGCACAUCAUAUCCCCACCCCUGGGGCACCAGGCAAGAGAGAGACCCAGCAGAUUCAAGUCAGAUCUUCUGUUCAGGUUUAAAAAAGCUGCUAAAUGCAUUGUCAUGCUUUGCUUACUUUACAAAGAACACCACCUUCGGGCCAACCUCAGUUAUGGUAUUGAGAGAGUAAGGAGAUGGCAGCCCAGCUCAAGCCACAUGGAACAGUCUCAGGAAGAGAUUCUUUUUGAUGUGACAUUAUUCAGGGCUAAGAAACAGGCCAGGAUUUCUCAGCGUGCCAUCUGCAUUCUUCAUCAGUGCCCACAGGAACGAAGUGAGAAAGACAUUAGCUACAUGCUAAUUACCUUGCAACCUGUAAAGGCAUUUGGAAAUUACUCCACCAGGAUUCAGAAGGAAGUAGCAAAAGUUGCAUGGUACUCCAGAUACGAAUCCUGCCAAGUAAUGAUCCAACAGGGCUAUGCUCCACAUUCCUUCUAUAUCUGUCUCUCGGGAUCUGCAACAGUUAUCAGGAAGAACCAUGACACUGGCCACUUAAAGCCUGCCUGGUUCUUUAGUCAAGGGGAUGCAUUUGGGGAUCAAGAGAUUAUAAAUGGUGACCCCUGGCAGGGAACUGUUAUUAUUCAGGAACCAGCUGAGUUUCUCUGCAUUGACCAAGAGGACUUCAUUAGAAUUUUCCUGUCUGAUGCAAGAAAGGUGCUUGGGGACCCUGAGCAGCUGCUGUUUCUGAGAAGCCUUCAGUGUUUUGAAGGUUGGCCGGUCCAUCUUUUGGAAGGCAACCCUGGCAAAUACAUUGUCUGCCACUACAGAAGAGGAUCAGUUGUUCUGAGAAACAGUAAUGCGACCAAAUGGAUUUACAUUGUCAAAGCAGGAAGUUGUUCUGUCCUGAAGGUUUUUAAAGAUGACCUCCCCACCACCGGAGUAAUGCAAGCAGGAGCUGGCAGAAGCAGCAUGAUGACUCCUAUGAUCAUUGCUGUAGACACCUUGCUGCAAGGAUCUGUAUUUGGGCUCUUGGACUUUCUCUUUGAGGAUCAGCCAAAUUUGUGUGUGGUCAGCAAUGGAGCUGAGUGCCUUAAGAUUUCAAAAAAGUUUUUCCUGCAUCAUGCUUCAAAAGACCUUCUGGAGAGGCUGCGCAAAGAGGAACAUUCCUACCCCAGUGAGGCCAAGCUAAAGGAACAGCUACAGCGGGUGGUGCAGUGGCAAGUUUUUCGGAAAGCAGCUUUGGCAAACACAAUUCAACGGAUUGAACUGAAACGCAAAUUGCUUCCACAUUCCCUGAGUAUAGGGCUCUAUGCAUGCUCAAAAAACUGACUAACACACGUUUCUGCCAGAAAUGGAGGGAUGCCAACAAUGGUAACAAGUAACCAGAACUCAAAUCCAAGGUAAUCUAUUUUAAGAUCCUAAUAUUACAUUAUGAAUCUGGAUGUAAUAGAGUUCAGUGCAGUAGAGAAUGUUUGAAAAACAAAUCACUCAUUUCAUGCAAGAACUGUUGCUGGGCAUUAUAGCUCAGUGUGGCCACAUGGGGGACAAAAUGUCUCCAAUACCUUUAUUACAAUGGUAACACUGCUGGUACUUCUCUUUCUAUGUGAAGAGACUUGUACUGUAGAUAUUAAAAGUUGCAUGGAAACCUCACUACAGUAGAAACAGAGAAUGAAUGCAGUCAAGAGGGAAAAUUUCUAAGGAACUCAACUCUUAUUGGAAACAUCUAGAACUUAAAUGCUUUUAGAAGUAAAAACGAGUAUUUAAGAGGGGAAAAGUGAUGUAAACUUAUGCACUGUCCAAUUAACUUGAAUUUUCACCUCUAAUAAAAUAAUGUAAGUAGUUUCUUAAUAUGCUUAGUUUACAAAAGGAACAAGAAUCAUGACAGUCUGUAUUUAUUCUGCUCUUACCACAUAGCUGUAAGCUGUGUCACCAUUUCAACAGGAAUCUAGUUCAACUUAACUGUAUUACAACCAUCUUAAUCUGCUCAUGCUAGACAUAGGAAACAUACAGCAGUAUAUUAGUGCUACAGUAUUUCUGUAGAAUUAUUUGUAUUCAGUUAUCACUAGACACAUUCUGUUAAGGCAGAUUGUACACUUCACCACCCAACCGAAGUAAUAGUACAUAAAUAUAAAGGAAGUGUUUGCUGAAUUAACAGUUAGUUGAGGUAGCAGGUAAAAACAUAAGCAGCAGGAUCUCUGUACUGAAAAACAGAUGCCAGUUCUUUAUCAAAGCAUGGACUGCUUUGUUACGCUUAUAUUUUGGCAAAAGUAUGAACUAAGAACAAAAAGGAGAGUUCUCUCUCGGCAGGGAGGGAGAAAAAAAGCCUUCCGUUAAAUUAUAUCAUCACCCAACCCCUCAAACUAAAGACAACUGUCAUCAGCAGUCUUGUACAUCAAUUUUAUGAUCUUCGUACAAUUUCUGCAAAUUUGGUGGGGGGA